Messenger RNA from Podospora bellae-mahoneyi, 1152 nucleotides. Its product is annotated as 5'-flap endonuclease. The record is from RefSeq and is a predicted model, not a curated record. The transcript is spliced from 2 exons. NCBI's taxonomy places the organism in Eukaryota, Fungi, Ascomycota, Sordariomycetes, Sordariales, Podosporaceae. Gene Ontology annotation, cellular component: mitochondrion. Gene Ontology annotation, molecular function: hydrolase activity, acting on acid anhydrides, in phosphorus-containing anhydrides. The coding region runs from base 1 to 1152 and encodes 383 amino acids.
AUGAGCUCUUUGCAUUUUGUCGUCAUAUCCAGGAGUUCUGGCUUUGCUCACUCAUUCCGGCUCUCUAACGCGACGCGCUCACUCUCACUUACAACCGUCCACUCGGUGCUCCACGCCAGCAAGAGAAGUUUCGUCACAACGUCGAGAAAUCAGGACCAAGGGCCCCUUUUUGAAAAAGCAAAAAUAAUGGACCCCAAACUGUACACCAAGUCAGCUGCACCGUCGUCGACCAAGUGGCCUGCGCCCAGUCCCAGUGCCAGCAUCCUGGUCAUCUCGCCCACCAACAAAGUAUUGCUGUUGAAGAGAGUCAAGACGGCCUCUUCUUUUGCGUCCGCGCAUGUGUUUCCUGGUGGCAACGUGGAUGAGUUUCAUGAUGGGGUGACGGCCAAGGAUGAGCACCUGGACAAUAUCGUCUAUCGAAAUGCUGCCAUCCGUGAGACUUUUGAAGAGACGGGUAUUUUGUUGAGUAAAAGCCCUGUUGAAGUCAGUGAUGAAGUGAGGGACAAGGGACGAAAGGAUGUCUACAACAGACAGAUCACUUUUGGGGAUUGGGUCAAGAACCAUGGUGGUGUGGCGGACACAGAUAGACUCCUCAUCCCCUUCACCAGAUGGAUCACCCCACCCCCAGCCAAAAAGCGCUUCACAACCCAAAUGUAUCUCUACUUCCUCCCGGUAUCCUCCGCCAACUCGUUCUCCGAAAAGCCCAGCAAGAUCCACACCCCUACCCCAGAAGGCGAGCAGGAAAAGGAGCACACCUCUGCGGAGUGGGAGUACCCCCUCACCUGGCUGUCCAAGGCCCAAAGCGGGGAGAUUAUGCUUUACCCACCGCAAUUCUACCUCUUGAAUCUCCUCUCCCCCUUUUUGAACAACUCCAAUACGGAUUAUGCCACGCAGCGGAAGGGGGUGAGGCAAUUUCUGGAAAAGGUGCCGACUUCAAGCGGGGAGUACGACUCGUUUGAUGGAAAGCUCAAGCCCAAGGUGUCGAAUACCCAUCUGAUUGGCUGGAAGGACAAGGUUAUCUCGCCUAGUGUGAUAUUUGCGCCGGGGCAGCUGUACAGGGACGAGACCGUGUUGAGUUUGGAGUCGCCUGGUCCUGAGCUUGGGGCUCAAAAGGGGAACACGAGGGGGGGGCGAGAGGGUGGUGGUUGUUGA